Fomitiporia mediterranea MF3/22 is the source of this 1275-nucleotide messenger RNA. RefSeq lists its product as uncharacterized. The transcript is spliced from 8 exons. The record is from RefSeq and is a predicted model, not a curated record. Lineage: Eukaryota; Fungi; Basidiomycota; Agaricomycetes; Hymenochaetales; Hymenochaetaceae. The coding region runs from base 1 to 1275 and encodes 424 amino acids.
AUGGCGAUCAGACGUGGAGACUGCGCAGAUAAGACGGGAAUUUCAUUGUUCAAUUGGGAAAAGCUAUCAUCGAACCAAGGCAGGAGCCCAGGCCUCAAUUCAGCCCGAUCUUUACAAGGUCCUGGUAACGAUCAUGUUCACAGUGUCGAUCCCUUUGCCGAGUCUGUUGAGGCAGACCCGCCCGAGCCCGGCGCCGCAGAGGUCGGAAAAGUGAUUCCGCCGCUAUCACCAGCAACGACGAAGGUACUUCCAGCAAGCUUGUCAAAGAGCUUCUACGCAUUCUUUCAUAUUGAACGUCUCGGGUACGAACGAAGGGUCGAAGAGACCAGGAUUUGCAAUGCACUUGAGAGCCAAGUCAAGAAAUCAAGAGCGGGCCGUCAUUUGCACGCACGCAACCCCGAUGACCCUCGGUGGUUGACGUUUGAAAUGCCCCCGCCGCCCGAGUCCAAGGCUCUCUCAGACUCUCACAUUCAACACGCCCUCGAAGUAUGGGCUGCCUGGUUGUCACAGCUUCGGCGGCCCAACUUGCCCGUCAUGAGUUUACAUGCGGUUAGGUCGCGUUCAUUUUGCCUCGUAAAGCAGCUAUUCUCCCUCGAAUUCGACGUCCUUGGCUUCUUGUCGUGCCUUGCAAACUACUCAGCUUCCAGCGGCUCCUUUGCUUGGAAUGUCGUACAGCUUGUUCUAUCAUCCGAUAUCUCAGGUCGGUCACAUAUCCGUCAAAUGAAAUCUAUCGUGCUCGGGUGCCUCGACAUUCAAAUGUCUGGACGUACAAUUCAAAACAUUAUCCUGAUCCUACCUCGUGUUGGCCACGUCGAAAGGUCUGGAAGUCGGGAUGCACCAUUGCACAGUCUUACCGGUGGUACAACGCCCGCUUUUGUCAGAUUGAUGGGGAAUCGUGUAAUUCUUUGCUGUGCCGACUUUCUUUACGGCGUGCUCCACAAACAACUUCUAAGAUUCGCUGGCGGGUACCUUGUAGGUUCUUUUCCGCAGAAUCAGGUUAUUACCUCGCGGUAUGCUGUCUUGACAUUGAAAACCAGAUAUACUCCCUAUCUUGCGUUCCGCAUUCCGCGUUUCCGCAGUAAUCUCGCGGCUUCUCCUGUCGGGCACCAUCGAGGAAUGCAGUGUUCCAGACAUAUGUACGUAUAUGCGCAUAUAGUCGUAUUUUCGGACACGGCGACUGCGGCAUCUAAUAUUAAUAAUGUAAGUUCAACAACUUUCGAAGACAUGAGGUUCUUUAUUGGACGUUCGAGUGCUCCUUUGUGCCUUCCCGUCUAA